Molecule: messenger RNA, 2924 nt
Organism: Xylona heveae TC161
Lineage: Eukaryota; Fungi; Ascomycota; Xylonomycetes; Xylonales; Xylonaceae
Exons: 1
Coding region: 382-2685 (767 amino acids)
Source: RefSeq, a predicted model, not a curated record
UAGAGUUUAUGCUUCCUUUUGCUUUGUCGAGGUCUCCGCAUCCUAGAAAUUAGUCUCCUUUGAACCUUCUCAGCUUGCUCUACUACUGCAUGUCAAAUCUCCUUUGGAAUCUGUUUAUUAUGUCUGGAUACUCAAAGUUGCUUUUCCACAGCGAGUUUUUCGAGCUUCUUCUUACUAUACAACUUGUUUCUUUGCAUGAUUGAAACUCGUUUCUGCUUUUCAAGUGCAUCUUUUUUCCAAUUCUUGCAUUCCGGCUCAUCAAAACAUAUGCCCUUCUUCUUCCUCCUAUUUCUUUCUGUUUUUCAAUAACGCUAUGAGCGGAUGAGAAGUACCUGCAAAUAACUACAUCCGUAUCCGAGUACACCACCAGCAGCACUCAAUAUGGUCUCUGCACCAGACAUCAUCACCUACAUUGGCGUUCCACUUGCCGUUCUAGGCGUUCUUCCAAUUCUAUACACCUGCGUCAAAGUGCUCCUCACAGCACAACAGGUCAAAAAGGAGCUCAAAGUAAACCAUCUUGCCAGAGAAGCCGUCAUACGCAGCAGCACCAUCUCAGGGGUAAUUGAAAUUGAGCUGCCCCGACGCCAGAUAGCUUCAUUGGACAGACAUGACCCGGGCUACUGGGCCCUAUCAACAAAGCCGUCGACAUUAAAAGGAGGAUCAUGGAGCAUCUUCAACUGGGACGCUCUCGUCACGGGACAUGGUCUCUACCGUAUACAAUACAAGGAGGAACUUCGACAGCCACAGGCCGAAAUUGAUUUUGAACAACUUAUUGCAUUCUUGCUCGACCGUGGCGCGCUACCCUGCGUGGAUGGGUUCCGUAUGCUCCGCACGUCGGGGCUAUGGACGCCUACAGGCACGACGCUGUUGCUGUCGCCAGAUACCACGGAGGCGGUGCUGAAGACGGUACUUCCGGAUGAUUCGGACGGGAUUUUAUCUCUGGCGGUGCAGUGGAAGAGCGAAUGGGGUUCCAGGACGGCUGAGUCUCUUCCGCCUUAUUGGAUGAGAUUGGAAGGCGGGAAGUGUAAAGGGGGUCGACAGUGGUGGAUGGACGGGGUAGAAAACGCUCCAGAUGUGAACGGCCGCGAAGCUGAUAAGGAGGAAGGGAAAGCAGAGGAGGUGAAGGGUGAGGAGAGCAAGGAUAUGCUUGAAAAGCAGCAACAGCAGCAGCAGCCGGAGAAGACUACUCCGCCGGAACAGAUUGACAUGUCGGCGAUUCCGAUCCGCAUCCGCGUUGGUCUAGACGGAAUCAUGUGCGCAGAGGCGGAGCGCAGCACGGAAUACCAAGAAUCUUCCUCUCACCCUACGAAACACGACGAUACCAACAUUACUCCAGCACAAGUACAACCUCUUCCACAUACAUCUCCCACCAAUAACCCAGACUUUUCACCAAACUAUAUUCCCAUAUACCACCUCCAGUCCUUUCCAUUCUCCUCCUCUUUUACCCUCUCUUCCUACUCCUCUUCUGCCUCAACCAUCGCCGUCUCCUCUACAUCCAAUUCCCACCCACGGGCCUCCAUACCCGCAAGCACAUGGUUCGCCAGCGCCGCGACCGCCCUGACCGCCUCUAAAGCCCUGCACCUAUGGAGCUACACCAUUCCCGACUCCAUCCUAUCAUUCGCCUCCAAAGACAGCGUCCCAUGCGGCGUCAUGGUCCUGCUCGGACUCAUGAACGAGUCCGACACCCCGGCCUGGUCCACGCCCUUCGAGGACCCCGAAGUCGAGGCCCAGCGCAAACACGCCAAGUUCCAAGACUGGUCGCGGCGCGUAGCCGCCGAGGGAGGCCUACCCCCUGACCAGCGCGCAGACGCGGCCAAGAAGCGCAUGCUGGAUGACCAUUGGGCGUUUGUCACGGAGAUGAAUGACCGCGCCGCGCGCAAGAGGGAGUGGGAGAAGCGGAGAGUAGGCGAGGCGUUGGUGUCCCCGAGAUUAAGUGUGGGUAGGGUCGCGAGGGAGGGGGUCAGGUGGUUGUGGGGUGAGUGUUUAUGUUCUGGGGAUUUGGGUUCUGGGGACGUACGUUCGAAUGAUUGUUCCAGCGCUUCACACCCUGGCGGCGUGCAAGAAGGACAACAAAACGAAGAAGUGCGAAAUGGACAGGCCCAGCAGCAAGAGCAAGCCCCCUCGAUACAAGAAAUCGUCGAGUCGCUCCUCCACUCCAUGAUCCUCGACCCGGUCCUGACGCACAACGUCACGGAAAUGCUCAAUGUCUGGCUCCACUGGUCUGACAGCGGCGGCAUGAAUACGACGCAGUGGGAGUACUUGAUCGCUGAUAACUCUGCUGACAACUCUCAUAAUUCGAGCGGAGUCCCGAAACGUCAGACAAGAAAAAAAAUGUUUGUCCUCGCGGCGUGUAUCCUUGCUUUGAUUGCGGGUGAUGAUGCUGCGGGUGAUGCGGGUGGCGUUGGUGACGUGAUGAAUGGCGGGAAGGACGGAGAUGGAGGUGGAAAUGUAAUGCCAAGCGGAUGGGCGGCGAGUAGAGAUAGAUCAAACACCGGCUUUGCGAGUUGGAAGAGUGCGGGUUCUACGAUGCGGACCAUGAGCGGGUUGAGCGCUGGCAUGCUGAACGCAGGUGGUGGUGGGGGUGGAAAUGUCGGUAUGACAGGAACAAAAACAGCAGUCAGGAGUACAGUGAGCGAGGACAUGCGAGAAGUGAUUAAAAGCUGGAGGAAAGUGAGAUUGGGAUGAGAGUGUAUCCGGCUAUAAGAAAACAUUGUAUCCGGAUAUAAGUGGACGGUAUACAAAGCGAAAUGGCUUGGAAAUGUCAGAUAUUGGGUACCCUGAGUAUCAUGAUGAUGAUGAUGAUCAUGGUGAUAAUUUUGCGUCUAGAGCGGGGAAUAUAUACAGUGGUAGAUAUACGAUGAUAAUGAAGGGGGGGGAAAGCAAGGAAUAUCAAUCAAAUAAAAAAAUGAGAUAUGGUCCAGAGA